Acyrthosiphon pisum (pea aphid) is the source of this 1762-nucleotide messenger RNA. RefSeq names its product box C/D snoRNA protein 1. Gene Ontology annotation, cellular component: pre-snoRNP complex; nucleus. The record is from RefSeq and is a predicted model, not a curated record. Gene Ontology annotation, biological process: box C/D snoRNP assembly; maturation of LSU-rRNA from tricistronic rRNA transcript (SSU-rRNA, 5.8S rRNA, LSU-rRNA); snoRNA localization. The transcript has 6 exons. NCBI's taxonomy places the organism in Eukaryota, Metazoa, Arthropoda, Insecta, Hemiptera, Aphididae. Bases 321 to 1103 code for a protein of 260 amino acids.
AUAGACAAAGCCAUGCGACAAUAUUUAUUUAUGCAGCAUCCGGCAUGGUAUAAAAUAUAAAAAUAUAAUACCUAAGGCUUAAUUUUUUAUUUUCAUUAAAAGUAAUUAAAGUUUAAAAUAUUUUUAUUCAGUUAUAUUAUUUUAUUCCGUCAUCGAUAUUCAAUCACGUAAUAGUAAGACAACACUCUUCACAAUAUGUACUACCUUAUAAAGUUCAUUUUGUAGUGCUUACUGCAAAUGUUGCUUACAAAUUAAACUUAUAAAUUCUAAAUCUUAAUAAAUCCUGUAUCGUAAACACAAUAAAGUAAAUUUUGUGGCUUAUGUUAAAAGAAAUUAUGGAAUCAAAGAAUCGAUUGGGCUAUUGCGAGGUGUGCAAUAGUGACGCUGCUAAAUACUGCUGCCCAAGGUGUGAAGUGAAAACUUGUAGUUUGUCAUGUGUUAAUAUUCACAAGAAAGAAUUGGAUUGUGAUGGCAAGAAAUACAAAACAGGGUUUAAGAAAUUAGAAAAAUUUAAUGACUUUGAAAUGAGUCAAGAUUAUAGACUCAUGAAUGAGUUUAUUGAAGCUGUUGGAGAGUUUAAAAUGAAAACCCAGCGCAUAUCCAAUUUAUCUGCAGCUUUUCGAAGAUUGCGUUAUCAAGCAUACCAACGAAACAUACGAUUACAGAUUUUACCUAAAUCUACUUUGAACAAAAACAAUACCUCUUUUUUUAAUCCUAAAGUAAAUAAAAUCUUUUGGCGUAUAGAUUGGACAUUUCAUGGCACAGAUGUGAAAUACACAAACCAUAAAGUCCCAGAGUAUCAAAAACUAAAUAGUAUUGCUAGAAACUAUUUCACUACAGAGUUUCAUGAUGAUGAAGUAAAAGAAAAAAUGAAGUUUUAUGUUUCAGCUGGAAUUAGAGGUGUAAUAUUUCUAAUGAAAACACCAUAUGGAAAAUAUUAUGAACUUGAUUCUGAGGAUACAAUAUCGUACAGCUUAAGGUAUAAAACAAUAUUGGAAUACCCAGAAAUAUUAGUUGUUUUGUCUAUUCAUAAAGAUGCAUUUAGUGAUCUUCUUUAUGUUGAGAAUUCAACAUUUAAUAACAAUAAAUCAACAAUGAUGUAAUAUUUAAUAAAUUUAUGUUUUUUUUUUUUUAUACAACUUCAUAAUUGAAAUUAGUAAAAAUGUUUUAUCUCUAUGAAUCUAAUUAUAAGUUCUAUCCAACAAAAUAUUAACAUUUAUUUCAUUGGGCAAUUGGUUAAUUAAAUAUUAAAAUUAUAAUUAUAAUGAAACACAGCAAAAAUUAAAACUUCUAUUAAAAGUGCUAUGUAAAAAACUAAAUUCUUUGAUUAGAAAUAACAAAUAAUUUUGGAAUCUCCUCUUAAACCAAACUCAUUGAAAUGAGCAUAAACAUUUAUGUAGUUAUUUAUUACUAAUUAAUCAACUGUAACUGUGAACUAAUAUUUUUUAAGUACCAUACAAUUAUUCAAAAUGUCAUCCACCAAAAUAUUAAAUUACAUUUUAGAAAUUAAUUUUUUAAUUACAUCCUAUGUGCUAUUAUUAUUGUUUUGUAUUAUAAAUAAUUUGUAUAAACUAUUUUGUUGAAGAAUAUUUUUUGAUGUUUACUAAAUGAUUGAAUUGUUUUUAUAUUGUUGAUAUUUGUAUAACAUAAUUAUGACUAAACUGUAAUAUUUACUUUUAAGACACAAUUAUUUUGGAUUUGUACAAGAUAGUAAUAUGACUCAAGUACCUAAAGUAAUACAACAAAAUUGUAAUUAUUUUAA